Molecule: messenger RNA, 14234 nt
Organism: Cryptotermes secundus
Lineage: Eukaryota; Metazoa; Arthropoda; Insecta; Blattodea; Kalotermitidae
Exons: 15
Coding region: 1-4941 (1646 amino acids)
Biological process (GO): response to oxidative stress
Molecular function (GO): peroxidase activity; heme binding
Source: RefSeq, a predicted model, not a curated record
AUGCCAGAAGGCUGCAAGUCUUGCCUGGCAAGUGAUGCCAAUAACAGCAGCGGUGGUUGUUGUUACGCCCAGGGACAAAGCUUGGGUGGCGGCGUUAGCCAGGGACAGGGUCUGACUUCAGGUGUGGUCUACGCCAUUAUGAUUUUCUUCACGGUCGGAGCACGCAGUGGUAGAUAUUGGAGUGAUGAAGACAAACCACUGAAACGCACAUACAUAGUGGAAGCCACUGAUUAUGGUCUGCAUAAAAUGAACGAAUUGGUCAAUGUCCAGGAGCCACACCUAUAUCAGAUCGGGAUGUGGCUGGAGAGGGACAAUCCUGCGAGGUAUGUGGCAGCGUUUAACAGCCAGAGUGUCGAAGCGAAGAGACUGGCCAAGUUCGGGUACGCAUCUCUGCAGGCCACUUCGAAACUCGUGCAGCAGUUGUACUCUGGGGCAGAGAGCCGCGCCGCUGUGCGUGGGCUCAAACUACCCACAAUUUCACUACUGCACACGGCACUGCACGACCAGUGCCCCUUGCGAGGUGAUCAGCCCGUGGACUGUCCAGAAUCCAGUGGCCGUUACCGAACUGCUGACGGCCGCUGCAACAACCCAGCACACCCCUGGUGGGGCGCUUCAAUGAUGCCCCUCCAUCGCUUCUUACCGUCACACUAUAGGGACGGUUUGGAGAAGGUACGAAUAUCAGUGUCAGGGGGCUCACUUCCCAGUGCCCGUUUAGUAAGCUCAGCAAUCCACAGCGACCGAGACAGUGACCUGACAUCCAUCACACACAUGGUGAUGCAAUGGGGACAGUUUCUGGACCAUGACCUCACAUCUUCUGCACAGAGCCGAGGGUUUAAUGGAUCAGUACCCAAAUGCUGCAUUGAUGGAGGUCGUGAUUUUCAGCCACUGGAACUUACUCACCCAGACUGUAUGGCCAUCCCUGUGCAACCUGAUGACUGGUUUUACAGCCGUUUUGGUAUUCGCUGUUUGGAAUUUGUACGGAGCAGUCCAACCUCCCAUGUCGGUUGUUCUCUGGGACCACGUGACCAAAUCAACCAAGUCACCUCCUUCAUUGAUGCUUCUGCAAUAUAUGGAAGCUCAGAAAAAGAUGAAGAUGAUCUUAGGAUGUUUAGGAAUGGUCUGCUGAAGUACAGCCGUGUACAGUAUCGGCUGCCACUGCUGCCAGCCGCAAAUUACAAGGCAGACUUAUGCCGGGGUCAGUCAGGUCACAUCAGAUGUUUCCAUGCAGGAGAUAAGCGUGUCAAUGAACAACCAGGACUCAUAGCCCUGCACACUAUAUGGCUGAGAGCUCACAACAAAAUUACUACAGAGCUUAGUCACAUCAACCCACAUUGGAGAGACGAGAAGCUGUACCAGGAAACACGUAGAAUCAUUGGGGCCAUUAUGCAGCAUAUAACUUUCAGGGAGUUCCUACCCAUUGUCCUUGGCCAUGAUGUCAUGAAGCUCUUUGACCUGGAGCUGAUGAAGAGAGGGUACUUUACAGGAUAUAACAUAAAGACCAAGCCAACUGCAGCUAAUGCGUUUGGUACAGCAGCUUUCAGGUUUGGACACAGUCUCGUGCAGCAUAGUCUUGUGAGAUGUGACAGAAGUCAUCACAGACUGCUUUCUAAUGUUUCUCUGCAUGAGGAGUUGACAAAUCCAGCUAAUCUAUACAACAUUGGGUCAGUGGACAGACUGUUGCUGGGACUAUGUCAGCAGCCAGCACAGAAAAGGGAUGAGUUCAUCACAGAGGAACUCACAAAUCACCUGUUUCAGACUCCAAGUUAUGGCUAUGGUAUGGAUCUGGCAGCCUUGAAUAUCCAGAGAGGACGCGAUCAUGGAUUGGCCCCAUAUACUGCUUGGCGUGAGCCAUGUGGACUUCAACCCCUGACUGACUGGUCAGAUUUACUCCAAGUUAUGUCAACUGAAACACAACGCAGGCUAAAACGCAUAUACAGAGAUGUGGAUGACAUUGAUUUGUUUCCUGGAGCAAUGGCAGAGCGUCCAGUAUCUGGUGGACUUGUGGGUCCCACUUUUGCCUGCAUCCUAGCCCAGCAGUUCAGCAAUCUUAGGAAAGGUGACAGAUUCUGGUAUGAGAAUGGAGGGUUUGAGUCAAGCUUCACUUUGGCCCAGCUGCAGCAGAUCCGACGUGUAACACUUGCACGGAUGUUGUGUGACAAUUUGGAUGGUAUUGACACAUUACAGCCUUUUGUGUUUCUUACUGUUGACAAUGACCGCAAUCAUCGGGUACCAUGUGACAGUGGCUAUAUCCCCCACUUGGAUUUAAAGCCAUGGGCAGAACACCGUAAGGAGGAAGAGUACCAUCAUCAGGAAUCGACAGAUCAUGAUCACUCACCAUCACACCACAUACCAAGCUACCCAUCCUACCAAAAGCCACCCACAGAACAAACCCCAAGUUACCAUCAUACAACAAGACCUUCAUAUGAAGAACACAAACCAAGCUACCUCAUUGUAGAAUUACAGCCACCGCCUAAACCCCUUGAAGAGAAUAAGCCCACAUAUCUGAUAGACAGUAACUUCCAAAGUAAACCCACAAAACCUCAAAACAUGUACACAACAACCAAAUACCCAAAGCCUGAACAAGCACAUAAGCCAACAUAUCUCAUAGAUGAGAGCUUCGAAGAUGCAGAGAGACCCGCAAGUAAAAGGCCUAAUGUUGGUCAUAAACCCAUUAAUUCAGCAUACCUACCAGUGGAGCAUAAAGAGCCGGAUUUUAAUAAUCAUAAUUAUGAUCAUGGUCAUGGUGCUGAACUUCCAAGCAAGCUAGAAACUGAACCUCCAGAUGAUUACCACUUUCAUCACAAAGAAGAGUAUGCACCAACAAAACCAUCCGGUGGUCAUAAUCACCUGAGUCUUCCUGAAUAUUAUGAAGAAUAUAAUCCACAUCAUAAACCACAAGAAGAGUUUACAAGUAACCAUUAUGAACCACAUGGCGAAUAUUUACUGCAUCAUAAACCGGAUGAUGAACAUCAAGUAGUCUAUAAACCACAUGGUGAAUAUUCACACCACGAACCACAUGAUGAAUAUUUAAGCCAUUCUAAGCCUCAGUAUGAGCACACAACACAGUCAAAACCAUAUCAUGAAUAUCCAAGCCAUUCUAAGCCUCAGUAUGAACAUACAACACAUUCCAAACCAUAUCAUGAACAUCCAAGCCAUUCUAAGCCUCAGUAUGAACAUACAACAAGUUCCAAACCAUAUCAUGAAUAUCCAAGCCAUUCUAAACCUCAGUAUGAGCAUACAACAUAUUCCAAACCAUAUCAUGAAUAUUCAAGCCAUUCUAAGCCUCAAUAUGAGCAUACAACACAAUCCAAACCAUAUCAUGAAUAUUCAAGUUAUUCUAAACCUCAUUAUGAACAUACAAAUCAACCUAAGCCAUAUCAUGAGCAUACAACACACCAUUACAAGCCACAAUAUGUAUAUAAAUUUAACAUAUCCCAUGUCACAAGCAGCUCAGAACCUCAUUAUGAAUAUAUAUCCUUCACAAAACCUUAUGAUAAUGAACAUAUUCCCAGUACAUUGGAUUACAACAAAUACAAACCACGUCCAACCAAACCCAGCAGCCAUCAUGAUGGAACUUACUCACUUCUCACCAACCCUCCAUAUAAAGAGCAACAUCAUUCUGAAAGUGAUUCUUCAGCUGGAAGGCCAGACUACCAGAAACCAUCAUCCUCUGAGUAUUAUCAUACUUCAUACAGCUACAUUAAAGUAUUCAAUGAACCCAGCUAUUACUAUUUAGAUGAGAGAAAAGUUGUGGGUUAUACAAACAAACCAAAUCCCGGACUCCUUGCUGAAGACAUUAACACUUCCAUGGUGCAAAGUGAUGCCUCAAUUAUGGAACAGGAACCUAGAAUUGCAGUGGAUAAUGGUUAUAAUAUUCCAGCUGAUGAUGACAACUUGUACAUUGACCUUACUACUCUGACCACGUCAUUCAACAGUGCACCUCUUGAUGUUGUGACCACUGAAGAAAAUGUUGCCAAUGUCAAUACAACACCAGAUGAGAUGCAAGAAACUGUACUUUCUAUUAAUAUAAUUAAUAUCACUGAGGACACUGAUAUUAAUAAUACUGCUCACAACACCAGUAACAUAUUUUACAAUGAGAAGCAACUUAACUUUGCUGAAAACAGUAAUGUUACAAUGUCUGAAUUUAUGACCACAUUGGAUGGCACCACUACAGUCAUGAAUGCUAUAAAUACAGAAACACUCGAUAACGCUAAUGAUAAUAUUACUUUGAAGACAUUCAUAAAUAUGAACAAGUCAACAGAUAAUGUUACAAACUCUGAGAAAAAAAAUACUUUCAUCAUAUUCUCCAGUAAAAGAGAAAAUGAAACAGAUGAUUCGAACAUAAGUAAUCAAAACACUACAAAUAAGAAUACUUUCAGUUCAGUUGACAUUGAGCAAAAAAUUACAGAAAAUAAUAGCCAUCUGGAUAAUAAUAAUGUAAAUUUAGAUACACAAACAAAUAUUUCCGUUGAUAACAAUAUAGCAAAUGAAAAUAUAAAAUCUGUCAAAGAACAGAAUAAGACAGCAGAUAACAGUACCAUUUUGCACAUAAACAAAUUUACCCACAUUACUGAUGCCAAUAUAUUUAGCAAUACCAACAUUAUCAUAGAUUCAAACUUAAACACUGACAAGCAAAAUGUCUCAAUAAUUAAUGAAACUGAAAUGGAUGGGAAUAUAAAUUCAAAUACUGAAACAUCUGAAGAAGAUACGACUGGCAUGAUUAUACAUGAAUCGACCUUUGACACCAUCUUGACUGAGUCAUACAUGAUAUCUACCAUUACUACUGAGAGUAAGGAUGAUUGGAUCUUCACUGAAGAAGAGGAAGAUAAUGCUACCAUUAUUCCAGAGAUGCCAACAAUAGCCAGUGAUCCAAUGGCACUGAAAGAACUUCCACGACCCAUGAUAUUUGAAGAUGAAGAAUCAGGCAGAGGAUUGAUGUGAGAUGUCAAGUGGUAAGUUGAAACUGAAACAAAUGACAUGAAUAAAUUUAUAUUCCUGUAAUAGUUUGAAGUUUUGAAACACCUUUGUUGGAAUGAAGUAUGAGUGAUCAUAAAUGGGACCAAAGAUGAUGGAUGAUGGUAAUGAUGAUAUUCUUUGAAGCCCUGUGAUUGGGUAGUAGAACCCAUUACUUAUCACAACUACUUCAAAAAGUACAAGUAUUAAAGAAUGAGGAUUCAUUUAAAUAUGAAUGUCAAAAUUUUAAACUUAUUGUUUAUUUUUAAUUAUGGUGGUUAAAUAUUUUGACAGUGCUGGCCAUUGUCAUAUUGUUAUUGUAAAAAUAUUAUGUGAACUGUUUUUCAGAAUUCUUGUAUUUAUUGCACUACUGCCUUAUCAGAUUUUCAUAUACAAACAUACAAACACAAAUUACAGAAUUAAUUCAAAUGGGCAUAUUUAAUAGGUCUAAUAUAGAUCAGUCAGGUUACAUAUAUUUAUUCCCUGAAGUUGAAGGCUAACUUUGCUAACUACCUACCCACCAGAACCCAUAUUGUCAGUACCUAGAAGAUUACAAAACAGUAUUUAACUUCAUAAAAAAUAUGAUCUCAUGUUUACUUCAAAAUGACAAAAGGAAGGUAAUAUAAUUAUGAUAUUGUUGCUCCUAUAGUAUGCAUAAUUUAAGAACGUAAGGUUAGUGAAUUAUAUAUGCAAGAAACUUAUUACUAUGAUUUUAAUUUUUAAUGUAUGACAUUUAAUUUCUUUUGUGUGGGAAAAUUCAGUCAUGCACAGCAGUUAAUGGAAACAUACAUGUGCCUAAUUUUAUUAUUUACCCAGCUAGUGCUACACAAUCCAGAUCUUGUCUGAGCUGUAAGUUUGAAUGAAAAUGAUGAGAUGAUACAAGCACUCAUCAAGUCUUUAUAAACUGACAGACAGAUUCAUUAUCCAAGAAUUUGUUUUGUUGCAUUAUGAGUGUCUUGACAAUGUUAUUUGUAAUGCUUGAUAUAUUUUAGAGUCCAUACUCAUUUAAUGAUACAGAGUUUCCUUUAGUGAAUGACGGUAAUUCUGAAAUAUUAAUUACAAAUAUUUUAAAAAAUUCACAGCCACCACUUGCUUACAUGAGAUCAGUAGACCUCAUAUGAAUAUUACAAGCAAUGAUUACAUUAUGAAAUGUAGUUAGUCUACUUCAUAUAUAUGACUUGUUUCAUGUCUGCAGACAAUACAGACAUGUAUUAGUGAAUUUCAGAACGGUUCAUACUCUUCUGUUAUGAAAUAUAUUUUCAUUUUAAAUUUAAAAAUAUGCAUAUAGCGGGUAUAAUUCUUGUGAACCUUUGGAUUCUAUAAAAGAAAAGGAAUUUCUUAAGCAAAUGCUAGUUUUGCAAGAAAUAUUCUGUUCCAUUUAAUUAAUUAUGUACUGGACAUACUCACUAAAUAUAAGAUUCUACAAGAUUCAGUGUAUUGAGAAGAAAAUGAUAUUCUUUCCAUGAAAAUAACAUUGCAAGAUACUUAUCAGUUCUGGCUGUGAAUAACUCUUUCCUGCAAUUUACUGACUUUACAAUGCACAAAAUAAACCCCACCGAAUAUCACAAGAAACCAUGCCAGGAUGUCUUUCAGUAUAAUAUUAUGACAAUGAAGUUGCAAGAUCUCAAAGCUUCGAUACAAAUAAGUAUACAAAAAUCACCAUAUUCAUGUACAUGUGUAUAUAAGUUAAUGUCUUUCUUUUUCUUCCUUUAUCUACCAGUAUGCAAUUUGUUCUGAUUUACAGACAUAUGAGUCAUGACCUUUGAGGUUUCAAACAGGGAAUUUAAUUUUCAGUUAUUCCAUAUAUAUGAAUUUGACUAAUGUCAGUAUUGCACCAUUGGCAUUACAGAACCACAAUCAUUCCUUCAUACUGUAGACCUGUGUAUUAUUUACUCCAUUACAGAACAAGUUCAGAUUUUGUAUUGUGACCUUUAUCAGAAGCAGAUUACAUUUUGUGAAGAUAUAAGAAUAUAACUGUUGUUAAAUUCUUAACUGAGGUCAGUGGACUAGCAUAAUAAAAUUCAGAUGCAUCCAAUACAAUAUACAAUUCAAACAAAAUUUCUUAAAAUUUUAUAGUCAUAAUUCCAUGUUUCUUUAUUUGCCUUAAUAGAGGGAUCAAGGGCCCAUAUUCGAUUUUAUUUGCUUGUCCACAGAGUGUGAUAAAGUUCUUUGGGAAUGAAUGUAAACUGCUUAUAAUACAAGAGAGGAUUUUAUUUAUUGAAAUCCAAAGAACAUUAACUCUGCCUCUUGUUGAAAUAUCAAUCAAACUCACCAUACAUCAUACAGAACAAGACUAUAUACCCUAUCAUGGGGUAAUUUGAAAUUUUCUGAUUUGACUUAGACUGGAAAUACUAUGAAAGAAUACUUGACAGAACAGCCUUCACAAAUUAAUGACUUGCAAGUUGAAAGGGAUAGAAGCAGUAUUAACGUUUAAUUUUCCACUCUAAAUCUCUGAGGUUGAAUUGAGACUAGACUGAGAAAAUUCAUGACUUCAUGACAGCCAAAUUACCAAGAAGUUCAAGUGAGGCAAAAUUAAUGGCAGACUAUGACCAUGGAAGAACUUAACAACAACAGAAGACAAUGGACGCAAGUUAACAAUUAAUUGUAGCAUUUAAUAUACACUCUAACAUUCAAGGUACAAUAAGACAAGAAGGAAUAACACUACAAAAAACAGUAACAUGUUGACGAUAAAUGAACACCAUGUACAUGCAGGUCAUGAUACACUAAUGGUAAUAACAACACCCAAAUGACUGCAACUGUAACGUAAAUUAUAGAUUUGGAUGACAGACUGACAUGGUCUAGAUGCAGAUAAAAUUGACAGUACAGGAAUAACAUUUACAUAACAAACACUAGCUAUAAAACAGAAUUGUGACCAAAGACUGACCACACUCUUGCAGAAUAAAUGUGAUACACAAGUGUGAUGAUAAUCUGACCUAUGUUCUGGCUCAGCACCACAAGACACAAGGUGAUGACAAAGUUGAGUGACAAGACAAAUCUGUGAAGUUAGAACUAAGGAAAAGAAGACUGUAAGAUGCAUACAUGACAACUGGGAAUCAAAAAACUGACUUGCUCUAAGACACAUAUGACAUUAACAUUGCAGAAAUAACAAUUACAUGACAAACAGUGACAAUAAAACACAGUUGUAACCACAGACUGUGAACAUAUGACAGAAUACUUGUGAAUGCGAUAUGUUAUGACACUCUGAUCUCAGUGCUAGUGAUGACAAAAUAACCAUGUAUAAAAUUUGAGUGACAAGCCAAAAACUGUGAAGCUAAAUUUGGAGAAAAGAAGACUGUAAAAUACAUGCAUGACAACUGGGAAACAAGAAACUGACGUGCCUUAAGACACAUAUGUUAUUAACAUUGCAGAAGUAAAAAUUACAUGACAAACAGUGACUAUAAAACACAGUGUGAUCAAAGACUGUUAACUUCUAACAGAUUACUUGUAAAUGUGAUGUGUUAUGACAAUCUGAUCUCUGUGCUGGCUGAGCCACAUUAGACACAGAGUGAUGAUAGAAUGACUACAAAAAUGGGUGACUAAACUGACGGAAUAGAAGACUGUACCAUAUGAAAAUGACAAGCCUGGAAACAAAACACUAACUUGGCCUUGGACAAACAUAACUUUGACAUUACAGAAAUAAAUUUACAUUACAAACCUUAUCUGUGAAUUAGAGUUGUGGCCAAAAACUGACAAUAUUAUUACAUAAUAAAUAGAUGCAUGAUGACAAUCUGAUCUCAGCAUUGGCCGAGUCCCACAAGACACAGUGUGAUGACAAAAUGACGACAAAAUGUAAGUGACAAACCAGGGAAUGUGAAACUAAACCUGGAGAAAGGAAGACUGUAUAGUAUAUGAAUGAUAUACAGGAAACAAACUAACUUACCCUAAGACAGAUAUGACUAAAAUUACUUAAGUAACAUGUACAUGACAAACACUGACAAUGAAUCAGAGUUGUGACCAAAAAAUUACACAAUUGUUAUACAAUAAAUGUGACAUUUGGACGACUAUCUGAUUUCUGUACUGAGCCAUCCCCACAAGACAUAAGACAAUGGCAAAAUAACUCCAGAAUUUCAGACAAACCAAAGGAUGUGAAGUUAAACUGACAGGAUAGAAGACCAUAAUAUAAUGAAAGAAAUACAUGUGUGAUAUACUGGAAAUCAAGACAUUAAUUUGGCCUAAGACAGAUAAGACUUCGACAUUACAGCAGUGGCUUUAGUCUACAAACGAACUAUAUCAACCAAGAGACCGCCACUUGUCAGCGAAGUUAGUGCCAACUUUAGCGAAUAUUGACUAUAAAACAGAGAUGUGACAAAAGACUGAGAAGACUUGUAACAAAUAUGAUACUGAAAUGGUAGUCUGACUUGUGCACUACUGACUAUAUUUUAAAAGAUUAAAAUAAUGAGAAACUGUCCACAGCAUUUAAUUGACAAAACAAUGAAUAUGAAACUAAACUGACAGAAUAGAAUACUGUAGAAUAAUACAAGAAAUAUGUGAAUUCCUCUGAUGUUACAGCAGUAACAUGUGACUGACAAACAGUGACUGUAAAACUGACAUGGAACUGGACACUGAGAAGACUUCAACUUACUAGGCGUAUAAUACUUUGAUGACAAUCUGGACCCUGUGAAGCUUAAUCCAUCCCAAGAGACACAAAAUGGUAAAAAAUUAUAUCGUGACAUCUAAGUGACAAACCAAAGACUAUACAACUGAAACAAGAAAGAAGAUUGAAAAAUGACAGCCAGUGACAUAAAAUAAUAAACUAAACAGACAGAUGAGGCACCAUGACUUAAGAGAAGUAAUGCUUAAAUGACAGAACAAAGAUCAUAGAAAAUAAGUUAAGAAGGCAAAGAUAACAGCUUAACAGUGACAACAGGGAACAAAGAAAUUAGGCUGAGAUCAAUGACAGUGGACAUAAUAUGACUGAAUAUAAAAUUGGAGUCAAGAUUAGGCACACCAGCACUUGAAUAUUUAAUUGUGAAGUAAGAAAAUAUUAGUCUGUCAUGCAGCAGCAACAAUUUUGUAAAAAUACACUGAUAUGUCUAUAAAUUGGCUAUAUUAUUCUCAUAGACAUAUCAGAUUACUAGAUGACAACCUAAAAGCAGUAUAUUAAUGGAGGCUAUAUGGUGGUAUAUACCAUAUGCCUUAUUUUUUUUUAAAUGAGUAGAUUUACCCUCAUCUUUUUCUGGCAGAUAACUUAUACCCUACCAUUAUGAAAACUAUACAAUUUUAUGAAAAGCAACUUUUCUUUUUAUCUUUUUUAUUUUAAUUUAUAAGAAAUGAGUUGUACAACAAAUUGUUGCAAGUUGUUAUACAAUAUAGAUGGAAACGCUUCAUGUUAUGAAAUUGACAUGUUAGAAAAAGAAAGAACCAUUGUGAUUGGUGCGUACUGUCCUAUGAAAUUCACAGUAAAGCCUUUUGUAUGUUUAUUCAUUCCAUCAUAUUAUUAAAACUGUGCAAUUUGCACUUAAAAAGAAAGGAACUGGAUUGAUUCCUCUCACAGUUUACCUUUCUAUACAAUAUAUGCUCCGUUUUUUAUGACUACAGUACUGUCUAAGAACACUACAUAUUGCUAUAACUUGCAGAGUCAUCAAACUGAGACCAAAGAUAUAAAAGCAAGUACAGCAUUUGUUGUCAUUCAGGAACUAGAAAUUCAAAUUCAAAUCAUGAAAAAUAUCAUUUGAAUGACUAUAAACACACAGUAAUUUAUCAUAUCAUACCUAAUGUCUGACUCACAAUACAGAGACCACUGAACUGUGUAUCAAGCCAAAGACAGAGGACACUGCAACACAAGAUGAAUGACAAUCCAGGAUAUUAGAUGUAAGCCAGAAUCAGAGAUAGAAGUAUUGUGACUUCUUUGAAACCGGAAGGAAUUACAGACUGAAUGACAUAAUAGUAGUAAGUCCCAAGUUCCCUGUACUGUGAAGACAGGCUAAACAGGUAACAGUGAUAACAGCAUCCCUAAGACAUAACUUAGAAACAGACUCUACAGCAUAACAGUACAAUAAAUUGUUUUGUGUAAUAAAUGCAAAGAAGUAUAAUUCUGUAGUAGUACCAGUAGAGUUCAAUGUGCUGUCAGCCUAAUUUGAAAUGUACUAUGAAACUACAAUAAGAAUGAUUCAGAAACAUAUAAAUGACUCAGCAUGAAUAACGGUUGCCUUUGUUAUAAGUAAGGUCAAUAAAUAUGACUUGCUAUUAGUGUCAGCAAUGCCAUUUCUGAUAUAAAGACAACUUAGGAAUAUGAAUUACAUUGCUACAGUAGAAGAUAAUGGUUUGUGUCACAAGACAACAAAAUGUGUACAAUUACUUGCCAACAGUAAAUGCAUUCCUCGUGGAGUAAAUGAAACUUAGAAACAGACACAAUGACACCACAAUAUAGACAACCCCUUCUGUGUUAUGAGUAAGGAAAUUAAAUUAAAUAAUGCCAGGUGGAAGAACAAAGACAAUUUAAAAUACAUGUUAUGACGAGCUGGUAAAGGUAUUUAUGGUGUUCCAUGACGAAGAAAAAGAAAUAUUUGGAAUCUAUCAUAGUAGAAUAAAUUUUUUUGUUUGAAGAAGUUAAAAUGUACUUCAUGAUUACUGCAAUUACCUUUGACGUAAAAAAGAACUUUUAAGUCCAUACUAGGAUUUAAGACUGACACUAAUUACAGUAAUGACUCAGACAUCAUUAAUUUAAUGUGACAAUUGCUUAAUUAAGAGACAAAGAGUUACAUUGCAUACAACAUGAUAUAUGAAACAAGUUAUUUUUAAUAUGAAAGGACAGGUAAGAAUCAAUUAAGAGGUGUAAUAAACAGAUGUGACUCAAUUGGUAGAUAAAUUAUAUACAUUAAAUUAGAAAAAGUUAACAGAUGUCACUGUUGAACUGGUAAGAAGAAUUAUGAAGCUCCAAAAGAUGAAGUACUAUAAGAUUCAGUGAUAAAUUCAUAAUAUAUCUGUCUGUUACAGCUCUGAGGAAAUAAUAUUUUGAUAACAGUUGAUGUAGUCUUUAACAAUGAGGCAUCAAUAAUAACUGACGUGAAACUGACAACAGCUGUUGGGUCUACUUGGAUGCAACAAAAUUAGACACACAGCUGACACAAGCAAAUGACUGCUUUCAGACAUAAUUUUUCUGACAUAUAACUAACUUCAUUUUAAAAGAGAUGCAUCAAUGUGGCAUUGAUAAUGAUUAUGUAGCUGAUCUUGAUAUGCUUCACAUUGGUUUCUUGCUUGACUAAUUUCUUGACCCUGAAGAUAGAAGCAACAUGUUCCUCUGAAAUGUGGGUUGAUGUUGGGACUACAAGGUGUUAAUCUCAGAAGAGAGAACAUAUAUCUCUGAUGCUGAAGGAACUGAUGCUAUGAUUGUAAUUGGAAACUUCUAACCUGAAAAAGAAUCGUAAGCCUAUAUUGUAUGAGACUGACAUUGAAAUGGCAAUGACAACUGACAGCAGACCAAAAGACAAAUCAGGACACUGACACAACUGUUGUAACUCACAAAUUAUCAGUGACCUGAGAAGUUUUUAUAAUCUCAACAAUUUUAAUAAAUUAAAAAUGCUAGUGGCACUAACAGGUGAUAUUAUUAGGCCAAUAUAAAUAUUGUGAAUAAUUACUAUCCUGCUAUGAUGUACUAGUCAAACUAGGGAUCUGAGGAACUGGUACAGGCAUCUCAGUUAUGUAACUUUCUAGAUGACAGAAGAGAACACUGUUACUUUGACAAUGUACAGUACUAUGACUGCAGUCAUACUUGGAACAGUAAAUUUGUCACUCAACAGAACAUGGAUUCAGAUUUGUUAGUUUUUACAUCAUUUCAACAUGAUAUAAAGACAAAUAAUGUAACUAUUUACACACAAAACUUAACUGACUACAAUCUCAAAACUCUGAAGUGACAUCAGUAAGAGUUUAUGGUGUCAUAAAGAGACAUCUGCAUUUGCCAUUAUGAGUAAAUGACAAUAGGAUGUUAUUUUCAUUUAAACUGUUCAAUAGGACUUUAAUUAGAGCCACGUUGUGUUAUAAUUAGAGACAGGACGUGACUUGAUUAACCAUGAUACAAGUUGUUGUAGGUGAUAAAGAUAGGUCAGAUAAGCAUCCUGUGGUUUGAAUGUGGUUGUAGUCACAGAUGACACACAAAAAUCAGGAAUACAUUUAUUAUGACUUUUUAAUUGAUUAGAGAAAACAAAGGCAGUUCAGUGACAUAUCCUUCGAUUUGAAGAUGAAGUUAACAAAGGGAAGUCAGUAGUUACUGCAUUGACUUCAAAAGGUUUUGAUGACCAAGACAGUUCCAGACAUCCGCUAUCUUCAAAAUAGCAUUGGCUAAGAAAGACAAUUCGAGAACACCCAUCAUCUUGAUGAGGGAAAUCCAGAUUAUUUGACUUAAAACAGACAAAUAUAAUAAAGAAAAUAUACUUUGACUUGGAAAUGGUUACUGAUGGUACAGACAAGUAAGUAAUUGACAUCGAAAUAUUUGUACACUGCUAAAGACAAGUCAGGCAUUGACGACAAAUACAGGUCAGAAAUAAAUACUUGGCUGGAAAUAACACAGAAAUGUCAGACACAAAUACUUCCACCUUACAAUGGCUGUAGACGAUGCAGAUAUGAUGGACAUAAGUUCUCUGACUUCAAAAUGGUUAUAGAUGACAAAAGACAAUUACUGACAUUUUAAUAUGAAAGUUUUUAGUGUUGAUUAAGAGAGGCCAAGAAUAAAUAUUUUGACUUGAAAACAUGCAUAGGUGACGUACAUAACAGGAACAGAUAUUGUGUUUUGGAAAUGGCUAUAGAUAAUUUACUUGUGUUGUAACAGUGAAACACAGAGAGAGAAUGUGGAACAACAGUGUUCAGAAUAAUGUGUUACUAAGGGAUUAUUAAUUUAAAUCAUAUUACAUCAUGAUUGUGAUUAUUAUUUGAUUACAGAUAAAAUCAGAGUGAUUAAUAGCAAUUGGUGCAUUUACUGUGAAUUGUAAAAUCAUGUUAGGAACAAUAAAUACAACUGAGAACAAGUUAUAACAUUGAGAUAAAUAAAGUACCAAAUUGUGUUAGAAUAUCAUUAAUCAAAUGAAACACCAGAUUAGAAAUGCAAAAUAUAGUUUUAUAAAAACAGAAACCAUAUUUUGUAUUUCUAUAGGAAAUCCCUAUUUCUGGCCUUCUCAUAAAGCAAAGAGAAAUUACAAUGACCCUGACAUGAUGAAUAUGACAGUUCCUUUCCUCAUUAUGGGAAGAUAAUGAGAUGCUCUCAGGUGAUAAGUAUCCUGGCUGGCUCUUCAUUUCAUUUCAUUUAUUCACCUUCCAUAAAUCCUGUCGAGAGUACAUUCUCAUGCGGA